CUGCUCUUCAAACCCGCACGACGGCACCAUACACAUACAUAUGCUGCAGUGCACCGUAUUCAAUCCUCUACAGUCCCAGCCAAUUUCCUAUCCGGCCAUCUCAUCCCAUCCAUCCACACACCACAAGGCCCUAUCACCAAUCAGCUCUCCCCCUCAGUCUCAUCUUGCUCUGCCUCAUCUGACCCACCCUCACUGCAACCAACCGAGCUGGCCGGCCCACCAUCCCCGACACUCACUGCCGCAGACCUCUCAAACACACGGCCGGAGGCCGCAGACGACACCUCCUGCACAGCAGCAGACUCGGCAGACACAACCGAUGUCUCUGCCGUCUCCUCUGUUGACUUGACGUCUUGAUUCAGGCGCUCCUUCAUCUCUGCCAGCCACUUCGGCAGGGGCGCGGCGAGAGCAGCCGCCCGCACCUUCUCGGGUUGCUCUCUCUUUUCUGGGUGGGGACGAAGCACGGAGAGGCUCUUGUUGCGUCGCAGGGGUCGCUCCACCGGCCGAUGUGCUUGCAGUAUGUCAUGCCAAGUGUCCUUGGGCAAGCCCCAGGUAGAAAGGGAGUCGACCCGCGUGAAGUAGCCCUUCAGUGCCCUGUCGUAUUGGAUGUGAUCUGGGUCUUCUGAGAGCAGGUAGCGGCGCUUCUCCUGCAUUGCCGGCCAUUUGUGCGACUUGAUGAAGCCCUUGGCCAGAACCGGAUUGACGUACCCCCACAGCUUCGAGACAUUUCGUCGGCACUUGGCGAAGAUCCCCUUCCAUGUCUCAAGUGGCGAGCCGUCGACUGUCGAAAGGAUCCUUGUGUUUAAGUUGCAGCUGAUGGCGGCAUUCUUCUUUCUUGUGUCGCCAACCGCUGUUGACUUGUUGCCCUCACUCUUGGCAGCAAAGGGCGCGAUGGACGCGCGGCAGUGGGGCAGAGCUGGCGGGAGAUUCACCGACCACUUGAGCGUCACGGGCAACGACAUUUCGGCAAGUAGGCUGUGGCUGGUGAAUGCAGGGGUGCACAGGAGCUUCAUGGGCUCCUCCAGUGGGCAGAGGUCGAAGAGACGUCGGCUGUGUUCCACGCCGACGACGGGAUCCCGUGUCUCAUGGUGGAUCAGCAGCGGGCACCGCACAAACUUGACGAGGUAGUCGUUCCGCAUCAGGGGGCGGAGGUCGAUGCCGCUGCCCUUGACCAUCAUGCGCGUGAUGGAGCCGAUGAUGGCUUUGGAGUAGAUGUCGGCCGCGAUGGCUUCGAUGGACGAAAAGGGCGACAGCAAGAUGAGCCCGGCAGGGUCUGUGCCAUACUGCAGCUGACAGAAGUGAUUGGCAACCAGCGCUGCGCUGCAGCCGAUUGACGCGCCUGCGGGAGACAUGUAUCAAGCUUCGCAAAUCGGCGUGUGUCCUUCAUGCAUUCGUCGUCUGGCUACCGAUGAGAAUAAGGUUCUCGACGGGCCUCUUCAGCUCCUCCACCAUGAAAGUCACAAUCCGUUUGGCGCGUGCCUCGAAUUCUUCCACAGUCGACACGUUAGUGGACUGCUCAUCACGGUAGCCCGGAUACUCGCAUAUGAACAAAUCCAUUCGCAACACCUGAAGGCAAGAAAAAGAGAAAGGCACCGAGCCGAGACACCACAGUACAUGAGUCAAUCAGCCGGGUGAGUGUCGCCCAUUGCUGUACGGACGUCCAUCAGCAGUCGCAUCCCCUGGCAGGCACACAUUGAGACACACACACACACACACACACACAGAGGCAUUCGUUCAUUCAUGAGAAGCGGCCCUUUUCCCGCAGGCACACAGUGUCACACCGGCCUCGCAAGAGAGUCUCGCAUGUCCUGCACACACGCACACACAACCACACAGACAACCACACACACAACCACACACGAGGCGUCGUGCAUUCACUUGCCCCAGCAAAGCAACAGCGUCUUCCCCCUUCUCCUCCUCGACGCACCUCGGCAUUGGCAUGGAAGAACACGCCGACGUGCCCCCCAAAGGCCCCUCCAUUCGGCAAACAAAACACGGGAAACCGCUUCACCUCCCCUUGAUCCUUCUUGUCGCUUUUGUCGGCAGACUCAGCCUGGGGCUCGUCCACAGCCGGCCACGCAAUGUAGUUGCUGAAUGUGUCCUCGAAGCUGGGAUCCUCAACGAGAUCCGCCUUCACAAAAAGAGAAGGCAGAAGCAAGAGAAGACGGUCAAAGGUGCGUCGGAGGUGUAUUUGUGUUCCUUUCUACCGAGCCUGGAAACAAGAGGGCUCGCAAGAGAGUCGAACAGAAGGACUGGAGGCGUGUUUGAGGUGGCAUUUUCUUCGACGGC
This is a messenger RNA of Vitrella brassicaformis, 2286 nucleotides long. The record is from the annotation of a GenBank genome assembly. Lineage: Eukaryota; Vitrellaceae.